This is a messenger RNA of Lotus japonicus, 1617 nucleotides long. RefSeq names its product pentatricopeptide repeat-containing protein At1g62590-like. Gene Ontology annotation, molecular function: protein binding. The record is from RefSeq and is a predicted model, not a curated record. The transcript has a single exon. NCBI's taxonomy places the organism in Eukaryota, Viridiplantae, Streptophyta, Magnoliopsida, Fabales, Fabaceae. The coding region runs from base 1 to 1617 and encodes 538 amino acids.
AUGUCAGUCUCAAGGUUAAGGAUGUUUCUUCCUAAUCCCACUUUUCAUCUUUCCUUUUCAUCCCUUCACUCUCACUCUGAUGAUGUUGUGUCUUCAUUCAACCGCUUGUUAGAAAUGUAUCCUACCCCAUGCAUCUCCAAAUUCAACAAAAAUUUAACUACCCUUGUGAAGAUGAAGCAUUACUCCACAGCUAUAUCCCUUUAUCGUCAAAUGGAAUUCAGCAGAAUCAUGCCAGACAUCUUCACUUUCAACAUCUUGAUCAACUGUUACUGCCAUAUAAGGCAAAUGAAUUUUGCAUUCUCUGUCUUUGGAAAGAUUCUCAAGAUGGGUUAUCACCCUGAUACCAUCACCUUCACUACACUUAUUAAAGGUCUUUGUAUUAACAAUGAGGUUCAGAAAGCACUGCAUUUGCAUGAUCAGCUGGUAGCACAGGGAGUUCAGUUGAACAAUGUUAGUUAUGGAACAUUGGUCAAUGGGUUGUGUAAAAUGGGUGAAACAAGAGCUGCCCUGAAGAUGCUGAGACAGAUUGAAGGGAGAUUGGUUCAGUCUGCUGAUGUGGUCAUGUACAACGCCGUCAUCGAUGGCCUCUGCAAAGGUAAACUUGUAAGUGAUGCCUGCGAUUUAUAUUCUGAAAUGGUGCUCAGGAGAAUUUCUCCUGAUGUUUACACUUACAAUGCUCUAAUGUAUGGCUUUAGCACUGUGGGUCAAUUGAAAGAAGCGGUUGGUUUGUUAAAUGAUAUGGGAUUGAAUAACGUCGACCCGAAUGUUUAUACCUUUAACAUACUGGUUGACGCCUUCUGUAAGGAAGGGAAGGUGAAAGAAGCUAAAAGUAUAUUUGCUGUUAUGAUGAAAGAAGGUGUAGAGCCUGAUGUUUUCACUUAUGAUUCUUUAAUUGAAGGGUAUUUCCUAGUUAAAAAAGUGAACAAGGCUAAAGAUGUAUUCAACUCCAUGACCCGAAUGGGAGUCGCUCCUGAUGUUUGGAGCUACAAUAUCAUGAUUAACGGAUACUGUAAGCGUAGAAUGGUGCAUGGAGCUCUAAAUCUCUUUGAAGAAAUGCAUUCCAAAAAUCUGAUUCCUGAUACAGUAACUUACAGUUCCCUUAUUGAUGGUCUGUGCAAAAUAGGGAGAAUAUCUUGUGCUUGGGAGCUUGUUGGUAAAAUGCAUCGUACAGGUCAGCAAGCUGAUAUAAUCACUUACAAUUCUUUAUUACAUGCCCUAUGCAAGAGUCAUCAUGUGGACGAGGCCAUUGCAUUGUUUGAGAAAGUUAAAGACAAGGGCAUUCAACCAGAUAUGUACAUAUACAAUGUACUUAUUGAUGGACUAUGCAAAAGUGGAAGACUAAAGGAUGCACAAGAGGUUUUUCAGAACCUUUUGACUAAAGGCUAUCCACUAGAUGUUGUAACAUAUAAUAUAAUGAUCAAUGGGCUUUGUAUAGAGGGUUUGUCUGAUGAAGCAUUGGCCUUGCAAUCAAAAAUGGAAGACAAUGGCUGUGUUUCUGAUGUUGUAACUUAUGAUACAAUUAUGCGGGCUCUCUAUAGAAAAAACGACAAUGAUAAGGCACAAAAUCUUCUUCGUGAAAUGAAUGCUAGAGGUCUGCUGAAGAGUGAAGCCAAGUGA